Eimeria maxima is the source of this 609-nucleotide messenger RNA. Its product is annotated as 40S ribosomal protein S19, putative. Lineage: Eukaryota; Apicomplexa; Conoidasida; Eucoccidiorida; Eimeriidae. Gene Ontology annotation, biological process: ribosomal small subunit assembly; translation. The record is from RefSeq and is a predicted model, not a curated record. The transcript has 6 exons. Gene Ontology annotation, molecular function: RNA binding; structural constituent of ribosome. Gene Ontology annotation, cellular component: cytosolic small ribosomal subunit; ribosome. Bases 1 to 609 code for a protein of 202 amino acids.
AUGUCAUCCGGGCCAGAGAAGGAGUACCCCAGCCCACGUGCGCUUCGCGAAGAACCAACAAGCCCUCUAAAAACGCCUGUUUUCUCGUGUUUUGCGGUUCAUAAUAUAUCUGGUGGAGACCGGAAGUCUUUGCGCAAAAUGGACGCAUUUCUCGAGGAAUACCGGCUCGGGCCCUCCCCCGUGUACACGGUAAAGGACGUUGUGGCCCAAUCCUUCAUCCAGGCCUAUGCAAACCAUCUUAAGAAGCGAGGAAAGUUCCAGGUCCCCAUGUGGGCAGAUUUGGUGAAAACAGGAUAUGGCAAGACCCUGGCGCCACAGGACCCUGACUGGAUCUUCAAGCGUGCGGCGGCCAUACUGCGGCAUCUCUACCUCCGCCCGAACUGCGGCGUGGGCGCAUUCAGAAAGGUCUUCUCCUGCAAGAAUGGCAAGAAAUGCAUUCCAGGACACACCAGCAAGGCUAGUGGGAAGAUCAUCCGUUACAUUCUCCAGCAGUUUGAGGCCAUGGGGCUUGUGGAGUCUCGCCCAGACAAUGGCAGACGGUUGACGAAGCUGGGUCAGAAGGAGUUGGACGUCAUCGCUCGUCAGUGCGUUGUCUCCCCCUCAGCCUGA